UAGAAUUUUCGCUCGGGACAGGACAGGGAUCAGAUCUUAUAACAGUGGCUGCAGGAGGACAAGGGUAGAAUCUGUGUUUAUGGUGGAAAACCUGGAAAGAUAGCUCAACUAGGAUCUGUGGUGUGCUCAGGAGGACUUGCAGCACCAGAACAAGCAGGGAAGAUGAAUGCAGACCAGGAGGUGAAAUGGGCAACGGAACUGAUUGAACAGAAGUUGGCUCUAGAGGAAGAGCAAAAGAAACAAUGCUCCUGCCCCCCUGAACUGCCCCCAGCAGUGGCACGAAUGGACACCCCACUUCUGGAAGAUGAGAAGAGACAUGGACUUAUCAACAAAGGCCUGGAGGGGCUUAAGGGACAAGAAAGGGUGCGGAAGAGUUCUGUGGACCUGAGGCGGGAAAUCAUUGAAGUUGGCGGCACCCAAUACCUCUUUGAGCUACGCAAAAAGCCCAGAAAGAAGAAGGAGGAGAAGAAACCAGAGCCUGAGCCAGAGGAGAUUAAAGGACCCAUCACAGAAGAGGAUUUCUUGAAAGCUGCAGUGCAAGGCAAGGUGCACGUGGUAGACAAGUUUCUGGAAGAUGGGGGGUCCCCCGACACCUGUGAUGAGUUCCGCAGGACAGCUUUGCACCGUGUCUCCCUUGAGGGAUACAUAGAGAUUGCAGAGAAACUUUUGGCCCGAGGUGCCACUGUUGACUUCAGAGAUCGACUGGACGCCACCGCCAUGCACUGGGCUUGCCGUGGCGGACAUCUGGAUGUGGUGAAGCUGUUGCAGGAGAAGGGAGCCAAUCUGAAUGUCAAGGACAAGCUUCUCAGCACCCCUCUCCAUGUGGCCACCCGCACUGGCAUGAUUGACAUUGUGGAGCACUUGCUAAACAAUGGAGUGGAUAUCAGUUCCCUUGACCGGGAGGGGGAGAGUGCCCUGCAUGAUGCUGUGCGCCUCAAUCGCUACAAGAUCAUCAAGCUGUUGAUUCUGCAUGGGGCAGACAUGAUGGCCAAAAACUUGGCUGGAAAGACACCUACAGAUCUGGUGCAGUUAUGGCAGGCAGACACAAGAGAAGUGCUGAAGAAGCAAGAACCAGACACAACAGAGAUGCCAGUAUGAGGCACAGAUGAACAGAAAAGACACAUGAAAGUCAAUAAAGCUUCCAAGCAGAGUGGAAAGCCCA
Messenger RNA from Varanus komodoensis (Komodo dragon), 1162 nucleotides. RefSeq names its product ankyrin repeat domain 2 (gene ANKRD2). The transcript has 9 exons. The coding region runs from base 163 to 1098 and encodes 311 amino acids. Gene Ontology annotation, biological process: regulation of transcription by RNA polymerase II. Gene Ontology annotation, cellular component: nucleus. Gene Ontology annotation, molecular function: RNA polymerase II-specific DNA-binding transcription factor binding. Lineage: Eukaryota; Metazoa; Chordata; Lepidosauria; Squamata; Varanidae. The record is from RefSeq and is a predicted model, not a curated record.